GGCGCGGUGCCGGGGCCGGGGGAGAGCGGGGGUGCUGGGGCCGCUGCUCGCCGCAGAAGGGCUUUUCGGGAGAAAAGCAUGCCAGAAAAAGAAAAAUAGCAAUGAAAAAAAAAAAAUCCUGCAGGCCCAAAAAGCAAUGCUGGUGUGGGUGUGAUCCCAAAACAGCAAAAAGAAGUGCCCGGGAGUGCGUGUGAUCCCCAAACAAAAAGAAGUGCCCGGGAGUGCGUGUGAUCCCCAAACAAAAAGAAGUGCCAAGCUGAGCAGGACCCCGGGACGGAAGCUCUGGCCGCGUCACCGCUUUUGUUGCAGCCCGUGGGCCGAGCGAUGGCGGUGGAACGCAGCGGGUUGGGGCAGAGCCCUUGUUUUCCACCGAGUUUUGUGGCAACUUUUUGGCAGGCAGCUUCCUCUUGACAAUGGGAAAAAGUCGAGGGAUCGCUUUCCGAAGAGAUCCCGUUACUCCUUCUGGACUUGCCCCUGUUGAGGUGAAUAAAAAGCUUUUUGUUUUCAUUCAUUGUUUUAUCUGAGAAAUGGCCAUGAGUGCUGUUUCUGUGCUGCUCCAUUGCUGGUGAGACAACUGAGGGCUCCGCUGUAGUGAGGAUUUCUGGCUGCUUUCCUGGGGUUUUAAGGCCAGUGGAAAGUCUCCGCUGUGCCUAAAGCCGUGGCAGUACGUCACUUUGUGGCUGUGUCGAGGUUCUCUUUGUCCUGGCCAAGGGCUGGGGCUCGCAUCCCGUCAUGGGGCUCGAUCUUGGUGCGUCCUGGCCACCGGCAACAUAAACUUCAGUGUUACUAGUAUUGGAAAAUGGUGAGAAACCUUACUGUCUAGGUGCUCUUGGGAAUUGUAGCUUAGUGCAUUAGUAGUAGUAGGAGGAGUGUUUGAAAAUUUACAGAAACUGCAUUUUCAGUCUGUUUUUAAAUACGACUUAUUGUCCAGCUGCCCUGAGUGUGUGGGCUGUAGGUAUCUGUUAUUAUUGGGCUGACUGACGCGAGACUUAAGCCACUAAAUCUGGUAGAAAUAGCAAUGUACAGCAUCUCUUUAAAAUAAAGAGGUGUGCCAAGGUUGGUCGUUAAUUAACGCACAUGAAAUUUAAACCUAUGAAGUAUGCUUUGAUACCUUGCUAAGCUUUUCUUUCUUGUCUGUUUUUUCUAAUUUUAAUUCACUGGUUGUAAAGGCAUUUGUGUCCUAACCUGUGGGUUUCUCGAGCCCUGCUGGCUGAUAGGAUUUGGAUGGAAUUGAAAAUCUGGAUCACUUCUGAAUGUACAGAAAGAGCGGCUUCCUGCUUGUGUGCCGGCUGCAGGGGAUGUGAAUACAUCUUACUGUGGUAACUUCAAGCCCCCGGGGAGGGUUUAAUUGAAAGGAUUAUGUUCAUGUGAACAGCGUGAUGUACUGUAAAUACAUAUUAAUGAUGAGAGAGAAUUGCAUAGAGAAGGGAAGAGCAUUUCUUAAGCCGUGAAGUCAGGGACUGAGCCUACAUCCCAAACGGUUGGGUUUGUGUUAGCUUCUCGGAGAUCCAGCCAUAAAUGCCUGCCUGCUGCUUAAUGACGGCACAGGGAAGGCACUGCGAGCAUGUGAAACAUGCCAGCAAGAAGGGAGCGAGCUGCUGGGACGUCCGCUCACAUCCUGAUCACCAGUGAUGUCCCCUGCUCAGUCGCCUGCUUUUUGUCGGGAAGGAAAGCACCAAAAAGGGUGAGUGCGAGGUAGGACAGGGGACAGGCAGGCUGUUAGGCUCUGAAAGGGAUACUGGGAUUUAAUACGUGGUACCUUAAAAUUUGUCAGCCUGGCUGUUAUUUUUGCACGUUAGGCCGUUUGGGUUAGAACAGCAGGAAUCCAACUGCAAGUGUCACUUCUCCCUGGUGCACAGACCCUGGCUUUCAAAGCCAAGCACACAAAUAUAUCUCAGAGGAUUUUCUGGGCAUUUAAAUCACCUGUAAGUUGGACUUGACCUUUUGGCAUUCGAUUCGCCAGGACUUCUGUGCGUGACUUGUUCAAACAAAACAUGGAAAUUAGUUCUGAAAGCAAAGUAGCUGGCUGGAAACCAGUUAGGACUGCCAAACAAUAGCGUGCUGCCUCUUGGGAUCCAGAAGACCACCGUCAUCAAAACUGUACCGAAUACUUGAAGAAACUGCGUGUGCUGUGCUGGUGCAACAGAGAACAGAGGUGGAUUUGUGAGCUUGUGAGUGUUUUGGGAUGCUGUUGCUGUUAGCAUCACAAAUUUACCUAUUGCUAAGCAAGAUAGAUAAGCACAUGUAUCUUUUUAUGAUACACUUGCAUAAUAUGUAAAAGGGGUAGGUUUAUUAAUUACUUUCCUUGCAAUUACCAUGCCGUUUUACCUGGAUAUCCAAUUUUUUCGGGGGGGUAAAAAGAGCACAAAAUUAUCAAUUUUAGGAUAAAAUGAUAAUGCAUAGGACUGUACGUGAUAGUGACCUGAGUGACCGUGACAAAUAAGCGAAUGAAUCCAGGUGAUGGCUAGAGGAACAGCCCGGGGUGGAGGGUUGGGAGAGUCCAGGCGUUAUCUGCCCGCCACCGCAGCUGCUGCCACGCUGAAUAUAGCAGCCUAGCACUUGCACGGCGAUCAUGUUCCCCAAGGCCGUCAGCAUUCAGGAAGGAGGAAGAUAACACAGGAGCAGCUACAGUGCCUGCUGCGGGUCACGUCAGGGAUCCGGUCUCCCCUGGAGCCCCAGCACGUCGUCCCGCUGCCCUCGUGCUAUAGAAGCACGUUGGCUCUGCCUGUGGGAGCACCUUGCUCGUCGGGGAGGCAGGUCAUAAAACCAGCUCACAACAAAGGCGCUGAUGGAGGGUAGAGCCCAGGCCGCAGCAGCACCUCUCAGGAGUUCUGUGCCGAUGGCCUUGGAUGUGGGAAAAUCCCUCUCUGAAGCCUCGCUGAGCCAGAAGGCCAAGUGCUAUGGAAGGUGGGACUACACAGACAUACACACGGACUGCCCAGAGCUGGCUGACAGCGUGCACUGGCUCUUAGAGGCAGAGGAAGCCAAACCCUCCCUGAAAGGGAUGGAGAGCCUGGGAAAGAGUGGACACGGUUGCUUGGUCGCUGGUAUCACCCAGAGAGGCUCGAGCUACUGCAGAGAAGCGUCUUCAGCCCCCACGUCCAGAUUUCCCAGGGUCCCUUCGGCACCCACAUCCAGAGCCGCUCGUGGCGGUGAUUCCCAUCCUCACCUCAGCCACCAUUUCCUCUCCUCGGAAGAGCAGCAGACGAAAAUGGUGGGCUGCUUGGAGCCCGUGUCCAGCGCUCCCAACGCGCAGAGCUCCACAGAGGUGAGCAGCAUUGCGGACGUCUCUCACGACAUCUCUACCAGCCAGUACAGCCAAAGACCCCCGUCCCCCUUCUCCUCCACCCUGGAGUCCUUGCCUCAGCCGACUCCCCUCAGCCCUUCGCGGAGCCGCUCCAGAUCGAGCUUCUCUACCCUCUCUUUAGAAGAAAACAGCGCCUCCGAGCAGCGGGAGGUGAAGCAAUCCCCGGGCUCGCCAGCUGGUUUGGACGUGCCUCCUGCAGCCACCGCCGCCUGGGACCUGCGGCGUCGGCCAGGCGUGACGGAAGGGAAGGCACCGCGGGCACAUGAGUUGCUUGCUCCUCCGCUGGAUGACCACAUAACUGUGGGGCGUGUGAGGAAGAUGUCAUCCUACCAGGCUGAUUACUGGGCGUGCGCCAUUCCGGACUCCUUGCCCCCUUCCCCAGACCGUCAGUCACCCCACUGGAACCCCAACAAGGAGUAUGAGGACUUACUGGAUUACACCUAUCCGCUGAGGCCGAGGUACAAGUUUGGAAAGGCGCCAGAGCCUUUCUUCCACGAUUCAGGAAUAGAUUUGGACAGCUUUUCCCUUUCUCCCGAGGGCACUCUGACAUCCACCAGCGUCUACGGUCAAGGUUGGCAGGCUCAGGGAAGCAGAGAAAAUCCACAUCAGGGGUUUGGGGCCUCUGUGAGGAGAUACUCAACCCCGGUGUCUAGAAAACCAGGCUGUGUGAGAGCUAUCUCAUACUGUGAACCUUCAGCCACUGCAAAAGCAUCUGUUACAAAGAGUGCUUCCUCUAAUGGCACAGCGGGUCCUUCCAGAGGUUUUCCUAAGGACUUAAGGAUGGAGAUAGCGGGGCUGAGUUCAUUUGAUCGCCCUGAUGUGGAUGGGAGAAGCUGGUGCCAUUUGAAAGGGAGCCCCUCUUCAAGUUACAAAGGACAGGCAAAAAGCACUAGCAGGUUUUUACCGACAACACAAGUGCUCCCCCUGAGGAAAGAGUGGGAUGGUGAUGAAGAAUUUCUUUCCCUGCCUCCUCGGCUCAGGGAGCUGGAGAGGUUGUCUCAGAUCUUGUCCGAACUUUCCUUAACUGAAAGGACAUCCAGGCAAGACCACCAAACCCCUCCACCUUACGGCGACAGCAAGUCCGAGCGGUCUCCUUUCAGAGCAGCAUGCAGCAGACACCAAAGAGAGAGCACCGAAGGUUUUGUUGGGCUGUGUCAACCCUACAGCUCCCAAAAGCCCAGCUGGGAAAACACUGGAUCGUGUAGCCAGGUCGAUAGGGAUGCUCUGAGCAGGCUUCACCUACCUGCAGAUGUCAGGGGCGCGUUGGACGGGAUGUGCCCCAGUGAGCUGGGUGCUAAGCGGCAUCCUAAAGAGAAGGGCCAGCAGGGCGAGUCCCUGGCCCAGUGCAUUAAGAUGUUUUGCUGCCAGCUGGAAGAGCUCAUUUGCUGGCUGUAUGAUGUAGCAGACCUCACGGACAGCUGGAUACCGCCGACGCCGGACGCUGUGAGCGUGAAGGCAGCGCUGUGCCGUUACUUGGAGUUCAGGAAGGACGUGGCUGACCACCAGAGUCUGACAGAGAGCGUGCUGCAGCAGGGAGAAGCUCUCCUCGAGUGCAUGGCAUCGAAUUCACCAGCUUUGAAAGAAACGCUGGGCUUGAUUGCGAAGCAGUCAGAAGAGCUGGAGAGCCACGCGGAGCGCUUGUACAAGUCGGUUCUGGCUGCUGUGGAUCCUGUGCAGGGGGAGGACAGGGAGCAGGAUGACAGCACGCGACAGGCAGCAGCUCAGUGGGUGCUGCCUCCAUCAGACCUGGGCUUUGUUGGCUGCUCUCAGGAUGGCUGAGCAGAACCGCAGCACGCAACAAACCGCUACGUCCAACUCCUGCAGAGAUGCCAAAACGCGUUGAAUCACUGUGUCUGGAGUUAGCCAGCCCGGGCUGAUUUCAACUUGUUUUUUACUGUGGCUUGAGACAGGCAAGCUGUGCAGUUACUUGGCUACUUGUAUUUCUACUUAAUAUUGCUGACUAAGUUGGGGGUUUUGUGAGUGAGGAAUGUACAGCUGGUUCUUUUCUCCUUUUUUUUUAUGUAGCGUUCCCUUUUACUGAAGUGGCCUGUUCCAUACAUUAGCAAAAUGUCAGGCACACGCUUUUUUAAUCUGAGUAAUCCAUAGUGUGCAGUGCAACUCCUAAGUAAAGCUGUGUGAUUAUAAUAGAA
Cygnus atratus (black swan) is the source of this 5457-nucleotide messenger RNA. RefSeq names its product centrosomal protein 68 (gene CEP68). NCBI's taxonomy places the organism in Eukaryota, Metazoa, Chordata, Aves, Anseriformes, Anatidae. The coding region runs from base 2789 to 5086 and encodes 765 amino acids. The transcript has 8 exons. The record is from RefSeq and is a predicted model, not a curated record.